Myotis davidii is the source of this 846-nucleotide messenger RNA. RefSeq names its product chibby homolog 1 (Drosophila) (gene CBY1). NCBI's taxonomy places the organism in Eukaryota, Metazoa, Chordata, Mammalia, Chiroptera, Vespertilionidae. The record is from RefSeq and is a predicted model, not a curated record. The transcript is spliced from 5 exons. Bases 482 to 832 code for a protein of 116 amino acids. Gene Ontology annotation, cellular component: nucleus. Gene Ontology annotation, biological process: negative regulation of Wnt signaling pathway.
AAAUAAUAAAAUGGAGUCUACGCAGUGGCUGUUGCCUAGUGUGAUUCUUACCAGCGUAUGGGAAUAUGUUCCUUGCUCCCAGACUCUAAAUCUGGUGAUGUCAACUUGUGACAGAAUUUAAGACCGGCAAGUUAGGCGCUUGCCUGUGGGUGACAUAACCUGCAGAGCCACGCACACCUGUGUUCAAAGUCCAGCUCCAGCUCAGGACCUUCGUCUUUCUGGACGUGAUCUGUCAGGUGGGGAUGAUGAGGGGACUAAGCAAAGGACGGCGAGACUUGAGAUACUACAUGCAGAGGUGUUCGCGUACUGCCGACUGGGCACGUAGCGAGCAAUCGGCACGUGGGAGCCGUUACCAGGAUGGUGAGUAGCCACCUACGAUGUGCGUUUCCUGGUUUCAGGACAGUGACAUACAAUCACGGACCCGGCUGUCUGUACCCCUGACGUGUGCUGCCGGGAGCGCUGACGCUGCCUCAGGCCGAAGAUGCCUCUCUUUGGGAACACGUUCAGUCCGAAGAAGACGCCCCCUCGGAAGUCUGCCUCUCUCUCCAACCUGCAUAACCUGGAUCGGUCCACCCGCGAAGUGGAGCUGGGCCUCGACUAUGGAACCCCCACCAUGAACCUGGCGGGACAAAGCCUGAAGUUUGAAAAUGGCCAUUGGGUCGCAGAGACCGGGGUCAGUGGAGGCGUGGACCAGAGGGAGGCGCAGCGCCUCCGGCGGCGGAACCAGCAGCUGGAGGAGGAGAACAACCUGCUGCAGGUGAAGGUGGAGGUCCUGCUGGACAUGUUCUCUGAGACCACGGCCGAGUUCCAAAUAAUGAAAGAGGAGCUAUAGGAGCCCACCCAGCA